Messenger RNA from Juglans microcarpa x Juglans regia, 2879 nucleotides. Its product is annotated as phosphate transporter PHO1 homolog 3-like. Gene Ontology annotation, cellular component: cytoplasm; Golgi apparatus; plasma membrane. The coding region runs from base 280 to 2691 and encodes 803 amino acids. Gene Ontology annotation, biological process: phosphate ion transport; cellular response to phosphate starvation. Gene Ontology annotation, molecular function: inositol hexakisphosphate binding. Lineage: Eukaryota; Viridiplantae; Streptophyta; Magnoliopsida; Fagales; Juglandaceae. The transcript has 13 exons. The record is from RefSeq and is a predicted model, not a curated record.
UGCCUCCCGUCUCUAUCUCAGAAUUUCUCUCCCAUGGAAAAGUGGACCUAGCCAGAAGCCAACAAGUAUUUGCUCCGUCGAUCGAAAUUUCUCUGCAUGGAUUUUCGAGAAAAGGGUGAGGUUCUUUUUCUUUUUAUUUAUUUUUAAAUAACAGAAGAGGAAAUGGUCGCUCUCAACCUGUCUAUAUAAAUCCCACAUCAUCAAGCCUCAAGGUGUUGUCUCACACGUUGCUUCGUUUGCAGCAGUGAUACUGCAGUCUGCAACGAAACCCAAAAAACCAUGAAGUUCGGAAAGGAAUUCGCGGCACAGAUGGUGCCCGAAUGGCAAGAAGCAUACAUGGAUUAUGGUAAGCUCAAAACCUUGUUGAAAGACAUCCUACACUUCAAGCAAAGAAACCGGCCACCGGCCACCCCAUCGGCCGGCCUAAAGCGAAAGCUCACACUUUACAGAGCUUUUAGCGGCCUUACACAAAGAUACAACCACCACCCCACAAGCCCAUCAUCCACUACUCGCGAUGAUGAUCAUGACAUUGAAAGCCAAGCCAUUCUCGUAAAUUCAGUGAGCCGGGAUGGCUCACAAAGCUAUCAGACUACGUUUCUCAUGUCCUCCGACGAAGGGGGAGAGUACGAGUUGGUUUACUUCAGGAGGCUCGACGAUGAAUUCAACAAAGUGGAGAAGUUUUACAGGUCUAAGGUGGAGGAGGUGAUGAAGGAAGCGGAUAUGUUGAAUAAGCAAAUGGAUGCUUUCAUUGCUUUUCGAAUAAAAGUGGAGAAUCCUCAAGGAUGGUUUGAUAAAUCAGUUGAGAUGACUCGUCUUGCUUCAGAUGUUGCAGCUUCUGCAGCUGCAUUAUCGGCUUCAACACCGAGAGGGGCCAGAACAAGUAGAAGAAUUGUCAUGUCGAUGGAUGUGAUUGAAGAGGUGGGAUCGAAUAGCCGUGGACAAUCAGAUGAUUCGAGUGAUCAGGAAAAAGAUGAGGAGACCAUUGAUGUACUUGUCAAUCAAAAGGUUCAAGAACAGAGGCCGAACAACAUCAGGGCCAGUAGACCAGCUCCUCUGGAAGUGCUUAAUCGUGUGAAAAUAAACAACACCCGGGAGACUCCUCGCUCCACCAUUAAGAGCAUCCUCCAUUAUCCUAUCCAGACGGAGCUGAAUUUCAGCAGGGAAAAUCUUAGGAAAGUUGAAGAACAACUUAAGCGGGCUAUUAUUGAAUUUUACCAGAAGCUCAGGCUUCUCAAAAGCUUCAGCUUCUUGAAUACACUGGCAUUUUCAAAGAUCAUGAAGAAAUAUGAUAAGAUUACUUCAAGGGAUGCAUCAAAAUCCUACAUGAAGAUGGUGGAUAACUCCUUCCUCGGAAGCUCUGAUGAGGUUACCAAGCUUAUGGAAAGGACUGAAGCUGCAUUCAUCAAGCAUUUCUCCAACUCUAACCGCACUAAAGGCAUGAACAUCUUAAGACCCAAGGCAAAGAGAGAAAGACAUAGGACUACAUUUUCCAUGGGUUUUUUUGCUGGCUGCACGACAGCUCUGAUAUUAGCUCUUAUUUUAAUUAUACGCGCUCGUAAUCUCAUGAAUAAUAAAGGGGCGACCGAAUAUAUGGAGAACAUGUUUCCCCUGUACAGUUUGUUUGGCUUCAUAGUUCUGCACAUGUUAAUGUAUGCUGCCAACAUAUACUUCUGGAGGCGGUACCGAGUCAACUAUUCCUUCAUAUUCGGCUUCAAGCAAGGAACCGAGUUGGGCUACCAACAAGUUCUCCUCCUCAGCUUUGGUCUUGCAGCACUAGCACUAGCUAGUGUUCUCUUAAACCUUGACAUGGAAAGGGACCCAAAAACGAAUGAUUACAAAGCAUUGACAGAACUUCUGCCUCUCAACUUGGUUCUGCUUGUAGUUAUCAUAUUAUUCUUUCCAUUCAACAUACUGUACCGUUCAAGUCGUUUCUUCUUCCUCACAUGUCUCUUUCACUGUAUCUGUGCUCCUUUGUACAAGGUCACGCUCCCAGAUUUCUUCUUGGCGGAUCAGUUUACUAGCCAAGUCCAAGCCUUGAGAAGUUUGGAGUUCUACGUAUGCUACUACGGUUGGGGAGACUACAAGCACAGACAAAACACUUGCAAAAAGAGUGACGUAUUCAACACUUUCUACUUCAUUGUUGCAGUGAUUCCCUACUUGUCUCGACUGCUUCAGUGCCUCCGCCGCUUAUUUGAAGAGAAAGAUGCUAUGCAAGGAUACAACGGGCUGAAAUAUUUUGUGACAAUUGUGGCUGUUAGCUUGAGAACAGCUUACAGUCUCGACAAGGGAUUGGGUUGGAGGAUGCUAGCAUGGAUUUUCUCAGCCAUUGCAGCAAUUGUCAGUACAUAUUGGGACCUUGUCUUGGACUGGGGACUCCUGCAACGGCAAUCUAAGAACCGAUGGCUGAGAGACAAGCUUCUGAUCCCUCACAAAAGUGUAUAUUUUGGAGCCAUGGUGUUGAAUGUCGUCCUCAGGUUUGCUUGGUUGCAAACUGUUUUGGGUUUCAAGGUGUCUUUCUUACAUAGAGAAUCUUUAAUCACCAUUGUAGCCUGCCUAGAAAUCAUUCGUCGUGGGAUUUGGAAUUUCUUCAGGUUGGAGAAUGAGCAUUUGAACAAUGUUGGCAAGUACCGUGCAUUCAAGUCUGUUCCCCUACCCUUCAACUAUGAUGACAAUGAAGACAAGGAUGAGUAGGAAUUAAGGACGGAACUAGCACGCUGAAAACAGAGAGAAAAUCAAAUUAUUUUUAUCUUUUCAGUUUUUAUUUUUUUUUUUUCAACAGUCCACUAUAUUCCUUGUGAAAGCAGUCGACCAGAGUCUCAAAUGAUGUAUUUUUGUUCGAUUAAAUUCAAUUUCAUCAUCAACGAAAUUUAAAUGCAAAA